ACUUCGUGCUGGCUUCCCCCGUAGCCAACAUAUUGUUUGUGUUACCCGUAGAUAGAUGAUUGAGGAUGAAGAAAGUAGGUAACACGUUUAAUUUGAGUUGAGAUAUAAUUUGUUAUUUAUUGAGCCGAAAGAAGAUUUAUUACUUUUAUAAUUUUGACGAAGGGGGCCGGUUUUGCUCAGGGUUGGAUCCAGGAAUUUUCUGAGGGGGGAGGGGCACACAUUUUGAGGACAUUUAAUUAUACUGGUCUUCCGAUUUUUUGCAGUUAAACCAUUUAAUUCCAUUGAAGUUAAAAUUGUAUAAUGAUAAUAAUAAAUGAAUAUUCUUUAAAAUACUACAUACUAACUAUAAAUGUAUUACCAGGAUCAGGACUAGGAUCCUAUCGCCAGUGGGUCGGGAGCGGACGUGUGUGCACGUCGAGAGCCGUUACGAGAGAGAUCGAGCUCGGUAUCUUUAUUCUAUGAUCGAGCUGCGCCGGGCACGCCGCGACGUCCGUGGAGACGCCGUGACGUCAUGCUGGACUCGGGUUGGUGUCGCCAACCGCAGCAGGGGGACCGUAGAGAGGGAAUAUUGUGGCGAUGGCCCGCCACAACAGUAUAAUUGUAAUGUGAAGAACAUUGUUUUCUAUGAUUUUAGUGUUUCCUCCAAGUCUGAGGAAUUAUAAUAUUAUAAUAUGUAUAUAAAAUAUGCGUGCAGUAAUCUAGCGAUCAUGUCUGUUUAUUUAGUCAUGGUAAUAACCUCAGUUAAAAACGUGUUCUAAACAAUAACCAAAAUCAAGAUACGUUGUAAUGCUGACGUGUCAUCAACGAAUUUGGUUAUUCGCUCAAUUUCUCAGGUAGCGAUUUUACUAAAUUAAUAACGAUUAAACGAAAAACCGCAGAUACUUGGAAUUUGCACCAUAUGUUUAUUUUAUUAUUUUCUUUGCUUUCUUAAAAAAAAUUUCAAAAUAUUUUAACUCGUGUCAAGUGGUUUACGGACAUUUUCAAUUUUCAAUUUUUUCAGUUUUUCUUUUCAAUAGUCAUAAAUAGUAAUUUUAUUUGUUGGAUCAAAAACUUGAAGAAUUCAGUACAAGGUUCCUCACACAUUGGUACAAUAUCAGCUUAAAAUAUUAAAAAUAUAAGCUUGACUAGGAGAAUCACUUGUUACUGGCAUGUUAUCAACAAAUAUUGAAAGAAAAAUAGAUCUGAGUUUACUAUUCUCGUGAUACAGGGCUUAAUGAUUGUUCACCUCACUUCAACAUAGAAAAAGAUACAAUAGCCAAAAUGGAGAAUUAUGGAUUAAAUGAAAUUGACAAAUUCGGUUUUAUCACCAAUUUAUCAAGAACUCUUUACAUUGGUAACUUAAAGGAAAAUAUUGAUGAUGAUACAUUAUUUAGAUAUUUUGGAGAAUUUGGACAAAUUAUUAGCAUUAAUAUUAAAAGAGUAGAAUAUGUUGGUGGUAGACCAAAAAUAUAUGCAUUCAUUAAAUACUUUGAUAGCAACAAUGUAAUUAUUGCCAUACUUAAAAUGAAUGGUGUAAAUAUAGAAGGUUGUCGUAUACGUUUGGGUUUUGGAAAAACAUAUCCAUCAAAAUGUGUUUGGAUCACCGGUAUUAAUGAAUUAGAAGAUAAUAAUAAUCUUCUGCAGAUUUUUGUAACUGAAUUUGGCCCCAUUGAAAAUUAUUCGAUUGAUCGUAUAAAUAAACGCGCAUUAAUAUAUUUUAAAGAGUUUGUAGACUCAGAAGCAGCUAUUAAUAAAAUGAAGAAUCGUCUUAUAAAUGGUUUAUAUUUGCGUAGUGAUUAUGCAUCUAUUGAGUGUCAAAAAAAAUUUGCUGAAUUCUUCCAUAGGCCAAAUGAUAACAUAUAUUUAUCAACACCCCUGAAUAAUGUUCACAUUCAAAAUACAUCAAUUUCUAACGUUAAUAGACAAAGGCCAGCAGUAAGUCAUGUUGAGACGGAUAGUACAAGUAUUGCUUCCAAGGAAAUUACAUCAGAAAUUAUUCUGAUCUAUAGUAUUUGGGUUAAUGGUAUUGCAGAUUCAGUCACUAAUGAAUAUUUAGAAUCUCAUUUUAGUCAAUUUGGACCUAUUCAAAAAUGUUUAAUUGACCGAUCCAACAAAUGUGCUUUGUUGUGUUUCCAAGAGGUAAUUAAUAUUCAUAUUAAUUGUAUUUUUAUUGAUUUACAUACUACACAUUGCAUAUUAGUAUAUUACUACAGUCAUCACUAAUAGAAUUUAGAUACUGAAUAUUCUGAUUCAUUAACAUGUUAGGUUAGGUUUUUAUAUUUUAAAUUUAGAGUGGAACAAUGAGUAUAUUGAAUUUAUAACUUAUGUUUGUAUUUUUCCUCUCAAUCAGUCAUCAUAUAUUGGGUCUUAUUAUUUUGU
Molecule: messenger RNA, 2358 nt
Organism: Acyrthosiphon pisum (pea aphid)
Lineage: Eukaryota; Metazoa; Arthropoda; Insecta; Hemiptera; Aphididae
Product: msx2-interacting protein-like
Exons: 7
Coding region: 1261-2202 (313 amino acids)
Molecular function (GO): RNA binding
Source: RefSeq, a predicted model, not a curated record